AAAAGACGUCGACAAACUCAGAGCAGCCGUCAGAGCAGCAGAGGGCGGAGAGCGUGUGGGGUCAGCACAACUUGACAAACUUCGACACUUCGCGGUUUUCGCCACUUCGACUACUUCAAAUACCUUCAUUUCUUAAAGGUCCAGGAUCUUCUUCGACAAUGGGUGUGGAAGGAGGAAUGAAAUGUGUCAAGUUUCUGCUUUUCUUCUUCAACUUUAUUUUCUGGCUAUGUGGCCUCGCGCUGAUAAUCAUAGGCAUCAUGGUGCAGAUGUCUCUUCAUAGCACCUUCAUGAUCCGGGAUGCGUCCGCCUCUGGAGCUCCCAUCCUCCUCAUUGGCGUGGGCGUCGUGAUCUUCUUCAUUGCCUUCUUUGGCUGCUGCGGAGCCUGGAAGGAAAACUACUGCAUGAUCACAACGUUCGCCGUCCUUCUCUCCCUGGUCAUCAUAGCUGAGAUUGCCGCAGCAAUCGCUGGAUAUGUCUUCAGAAACAAACUAUCAACCAUUGUCCAGGACAGCCUCACUGACACGAUCAACAGCUACAAAAACGGGACGAAAGAAUUUAAAGCCUCCGUGGAUAAAAUGCAAGAGAGUUGGAAGUGUUGCGGGGUGAACAGCUCUACUGACUGGAAGUUCUUUUCCACCGAGGGGAACACAGUUCCGGAUUCCUGCUGCCUCAAUGUCACCACAAACUGCGGAAAGGGGGCCAUGACAGACGGCAGUAAAGUGUAUCAGAAGGGCUGUCAUGACGCCAUGGUAGCUUACCUCAAAGAGAACAUCCAGUGGGUGAUAGUUGCAGCUCUUGUCAUUGCUUUCCUGCAGAUAAUGGGCAUCGUGUUCGCCUGCCUGCUGAUGAGAGGCAUCCGCAGUGGCUACGAAGUCAUGUGAUCUACACCUGAUAAGGCCCUGGCUGGUCAGGUCGCACUUAAUGGGAUUUUUCAUGGGGAAACUUUCAUGUUUAUCUUCUAUUUCCCACAUAAUACACAGAGCGAUAUAUAUAUUUUUUCCCCUUGUACCGAUAGGAAAACAUAAGAAAAGGUUCAUGUCCACAAUAAUGCUAGUGUUGAUGUUUUUUAAUGAAGAAUACAAAUCCCUUACUUUGCUUUUUACGGUUUGAGAUUUAGACUCUAUUUAGGGGUUUUUACGUUUUGCUGGUCUCCAGUACAAUUUUUAUUAAAGACUCUUUAAAUGACA
Molecule: messenger RNA, 1187 nt
Organism: Menidia menidia (Atlantic silverside)
Lineage: Eukaryota; Metazoa; Chordata; Actinopteri; Atheriniformes; Atherinopsidae
Source: the annotation of a GenBank genome assembly